AUGGAGACUUUUGGGAAAAUAUUUUACAAACUGCAUGUACCCUUUACGAUAUGCUCAGCCAACAUUCCGAUUUCACCGGAUCUUCUAGAAACUGUCUUCGGUCACCCGGAUAAUGCGACGAAUGACGUGAAGCCAGCUCUUUCUCAGGCCGUGCCUGUAGCUCCAGGUUCAGUCAACCCUGCUUAUCCAAAACCUAUUGAGCAGUAUUACCCGGCGAUAGCUGAUUACGAUAAAUUCGAUUGGACGCUUACAAAGCGAGUAGCAUCAAGUUCUCAGGAAAAUUUUCUUUUAUCUCCAAUGGGCGUAAAACUUGCGAUGGCCAUUCUGAUGGAAGCGUCAACAGGAUCUACUCAUGCUGAGUUAUCAUCGGUUCUCGGUUUUGAUAACGACCGUCAAAUAGUGCGGAGAAAAUUUGGCUAUAUACUAAAUACAUUGAAAGCUCAGUCAUCAUUAAACGUUCUGGAUUUAGCCAGCAGAAUAUAUGUAGCAGAUAACAUAGCAACCAGCCAACAUUUCUCAGCGGUCGCCGAAACUUUCUAUAAGACUGAAAUCAAAAACAUAGACUUCAGCCACCCCGUCAAAGCUGCGUUCGACAUCAAUCAGUGGAUCAAUAUCACUACACACGGCAGGAUUCCCGGCCUUGUUAAUGCAGAUGACGUAUACAAGGCUUCAGCUUUCAUCUUAAACACGAUAUUCUUCGAAGGCACGUGGCUACAUCAGUUUGCACCAAACGUCACUAAGCCAGACUUCUUCUAUUUAUCAGCUACAGCCAAAAAGGAAACACCAUUUAUGAACAUAAGAGACAAGUUCUUCUUCGCUGAAUCUUCUAAGUUCAAUGCCAAAAUAUUAAGGAUGCCAUAUUUGGGCAAUGCAUUUGCAAUGUACAUCGUAGUUCCGAAUACUCUAACCGGUAUAACCAACGUAUUUAAUGAUCUAAGUGACUUACGAUCAGAACUUUACUAUCUCCAAGAGUACACUGUGGACGUGACACUACCGAAAUUCAAGUUUGAAUAUACAUCGCAACUGGAUGGCAUUCUCAAAGAAAUGGGAAUCAGACAAGUAUUCGAAGAUACCGCGUCUCUUCCUGGUAUUUCUAGAGGACAGAAUCUAAACCAAAGACUUAAAGUGUCCAGGGUUAUACAACGUUCAGGAAUUCAAGUGAAUGAAUUAGGCAGCAUAGCUUAUUCUGCUACAGAAGUCGCUCUCGAGAACAAAUUUGGAGGUGAAUCUGAAUACAAGGCGGAGGUGAUAGCAAACAAGCCUUUCCUAUUCUUCAUACAGGACGAAACAACGAAACAAUUACUAUUUACAGGGAGAGUGUCUGACCCAGCGCUAGUGGACGGCGUUUUAAAACUAGUAUAA
Molecule: messenger RNA, 1362 nt
Organism: Danaus chrysippus (African queen)
Lineage: Eukaryota; Metazoa; Arthropoda; Insecta; Lepidoptera; Nymphalidae
Source: the annotation of a GenBank genome assembly